AUGCCUCCUGCGAAGUCCUCAGCAAAGAGAAAGAAUGCCUCGAUGGCUUGUGUCUCUUGCCGCGAGAGCAAAGUGAAGUGCGACGGCGCACAACCGACGUGCUCGAGCUGUAUCAACAAAAACCGGAAAUGUCGCUAUCAGUCUGUCGACAGGCGCAAGCUCCCUUUGCGCGUUGCAAUUGAAUUGCUGUCAAGUAGAGUGGAUCAGCUUUGUCAUUUUAUCUGCGAGAAUGGGCUCGAGCCCCCGCCGAUGCCACAAGAGAAGGAUUCGACGUUGACAAAAGUUCUCAAAGAUCUUGAGCUGGCGGAGAUAAACGCCCCAUCGAUUAAUGCGGGAAGAUGCGAGGGAGAGAAUUUCGCAGAUGCGAACAAGAGUCGAGGUUCAUGCCAACCCAUUUCGCCCCCGAUUGCUGUAAGCACUCCAAAAAGAACCGCAAAGAACGGUCCCAAACCAUCUCCGACACAUUUGCCCAAGGCGAGGUCAGGCGAUGCAUCACAGCGACAGACAAUAUCUCCUUUAUCCACACCAGUCAACAAUGAUGCCUCCGCUUUACCAUUUACGAAAGACAACCAGCACGGCACAGGGGAUCGUUCGAACUAUAUCUUCAACAUAUUGGAUCUGGACUUAGGCCUCGGGACGUGCAUUGCACCCACAUCGCCGGACAUGCAAUUUCUGCUGGAUUCUGAUUCUCCACAUGGCACGAUUCCCACGACAUUGGAAGAAAUGCCCACAUCAAUGGACUCGGUGGCCAACGAUGAUGAAGUUACCCUCGUUGAGGAAUCGGGGGCCUCGGCGGAAAUCGAAGACCUCGUCGACGAACUUUCUGAUCGGGUUGGAACUUUGCGGAUUGGACCCGGAGGAAAGACUCACUUCUAUGGCCCGACAUCGACGUUCAAUUUGGCAGAUGUGCCUCUUUCCGAUGAUCUCCAGCCACACUUCACACCUGAUAAAUAUGCCUUACAAGACUCUAACUCCUGUGAAGCUGAUAUCGAAGUCCCUAUGGGUCUUGAAGAGCACCUGAUCAAUCUCUAUUUCAGCUGGCAGGACCCAUCGUUCCACGUGGUGGACAGAGAGAUGUAUGAAGAGGCAAAGGCAAAGCGACAUAAGAUGGAAGACACUCCGUUUUUUUCAGGGGCACUUCGAAACGCAAUGUGUGCUCUCGGCAGUGCUUUCGAGACUCGCUUCCACCCCACUUUCGUGACAUAUCCAAAGACACUGGUAGAUUUCUUCGGUGAUCGCGCGAAGUCCCUUCUUGAGAGUGAACUCGAUUACCCUUGUGUGGCGACUGUGCAGGCAAUGGUCAUCCUGAGCAGCCAUGAGAUUGGAAAUGGCAAAGAUGCUCGAGGAUGGUUGUACAGCGGAAUGGCCAUACGGCUUGCCUUUGAUCUCGCUUUACAUCUGGACAUGUCAGAGUAUGUUUCCAAGGGGUUCAUCUCUGCUGCGGAUGCGGACCUCCGGCGAACGAUUUUCUGGGCUGCCUAUGUUGUUGACCAUCAAUUGGGGUUUUAUCUUGGGAGACCUUUCCGCACCAACAUGGAGGAUGUGACGGUUGGUAAGCCCAGCGACCAAGUGAAUGAACAAGAACCACGCAGAUGGGUCCCUUAUAUUUUACCCGCUGUCAAUUCAUCCGAGUUACCGGAUUGUACAGAAACCGUGAGCCAGCACCUGGUGUCUCUCUGUGACCUCAUGGCCCCGUGUGGGUAUUUCCUGUACGGCACACCAAAUAUCUCCAAGGCAGUUCUGCAAGAAUUGAAUGAAAAAGUCGUUCUCGAGCUCCGCAGAUGGAAGGCCAAGCUCCCACCCAUGUUACAAAUCAAUCUCCACGACAUGACCUCGCCAUAUCUUCCACAUGUGUUGCUGCUCCACAUGCAAUAUUAUCAAAAUAUGAUCUACGCGCACAGGCCCUGGAUGUCAAAAAGCCACAUCCAACCACAACCCCCCAAAGGCCCAGGUUAUCUGCAUGCGCGCGAAAUGUGCAUCCAGUCCGCCAUCGCCAUCUCCAAGAUCCUCGUACUGUACGAGACCCAAUAUACGCUGCGAUAUAUUAAUGCCAAGGCUGUGUCAAUCACAUCCUCCGCCGUGCUGCUGCUCCUUUUCGCCGCCGUGUCCCAGUAUCCAUCUCACUCCCCGGGUGAGAUCGCCGCCCAUUUAAGCACCUGCUUCCGCGCACUCGAUGAAUUCGCUCUUUCCUGGCACAGUGCGCGACGGGGAAAGGACCUCCUCGUGAGUUUACAGCGACGGUGGGAAGUCCGAACAUAUCCCAGCAAGCUAUCCCGGAGACGCACCGAACCUACUUAUAUCCCGCGGAAGCGCUCACGGGCGUCAAAUGAACUCCCUCUUCCAGCGUCGCUGGGACAGGAUGUUUUUGCGCCUGCGAGACUCAAUGCGCAGACGGAUUUCCAGAUUGAUUCGGAUUUGGACUGGAUGCUUAUGGCUGAUGGACAGUUUUUUGCCGGUAGUUAUGAAGGAGAGCUUUCUGACUUGAUUCCAGACUCUACAGUUCUUGAUUCAGAUCCUGGGGGUGUAUAG
Molecule: messenger RNA, 2529 nt
Organism: Penicillium alfredii
Lineage: Eukaryota; Fungi; Ascomycota; Eurotiomycetes; Eurotiales; Aspergillaceae
Exons: 8
Coding region: 1-2529 (842 amino acids)
Biological process (GO): DNA-templated transcription; regulation of DNA-templated transcription
Molecular function (GO): zinc ion binding; DNA-binding transcription factor activity, RNA polymerase II-specific; DNA binding
Source: RefSeq, a predicted model, not a curated record